Messenger RNA from Drosophila miranda, 2437 nucleotides. It is a transcript of the gene kdn, whose product is annotated as probable citrate synthase, mitochondrial. The record is from RefSeq and is a predicted model, not a curated record. The transcript is spliced from 3 exons. Gene Ontology annotation, cellular component: mitochondrial matrix. Lineage: Eukaryota; Metazoa; Arthropoda; Insecta; Diptera; Drosophilidae. The coding region runs from base 16 to 1563 and encodes 515 amino acids. Gene Ontology annotation, biological process: citrate metabolic process; tricarboxylic acid cycle; carbohydrate metabolic process.
AAAAAACCUGUAAGAAUGUACGUUUCGCGUUGCUUGACUGCACCCGGCGUUGGCCUACGCCUGCAAUGCCGCACAUUAUCCAAAAAGUCAAUCUGGGAUGCCAAGAAUUUGCUGCGCGACCGCUUGCUCGGCACUAAAGAGGCUGCACGGGUGCAGGGCCAGGUUGUGGCCCAGCAGCAAGAGGCAGUGAUGGGAGGGCCUGACGUCCAGCAGAAACUUCCCAAUGUUGGGUCGUAUGUGCGCCAGAUCUCCGCCGAUGGACGCAGCCUGCGCGACGUACUGACCGCCAAGGUGCCCGCUGAGCAGGAGCGCGUGAAGAACUUCCGCAAGCAGCAUGGCGCCACCAAGCUGGGUGAGACCACCAUCGAUAUGAUGUACGGUGGCAUGCGUGGCAUCAAGGCCCUGGUCACGGAAACCUCCGUGCUGGACGCCGAUGAGGGUAUCCGCUUCCGCGGCCUCUCCAUCCCCGAGUGCCAGAAGGUGCUGCCCGCCGCCCCCGGUGGCACUGAGCCCCUGCCCGAGGGUCUCUUUUGGCUGCUGUUGACCGGCGAGGUUCCCACCCAGUCCCAGGUGCAGCAGCUCUCCCGCGAGUGGGCCGAGCGCGCCGCCCUGCCCCAGCAUGUGGUCACAAUGCUGAACAACAUGCCCACCAGCCUGCAUCCGAUGUCGCAGCUGGCCGCCGCCGUAACGGCCCUCAACCACGAUAGCAAGUUCGCCAAGGCAUACUCUGAGGGUGUGCACAAGAGCAAGUACUGGGAAUACGUCUACGAGGACAGCAUGGAUCUCAUUGCCAAGCUGCCAGUGGUGGCCGCCACCAUCUACUGCAACACGUAUCGCGGCGGCAAGGGCUCCCGCUCGGUCGACUCUAGCCUCGAUUGGUCCGCCAACUUUGUGAAGAUGCUCGGCUACGACAAUGCACAGUUCACCGAGCUGAUGCGUCUCUAUCUGACCAUUCACAGCGAUCACGAGGGUGGCAAUGUCUCUGCCCAUACCGUGCAUUUGGUUGGCUCCGCAUUGAGCGAUCCCUACCUGUCGUUCGCCGCUGGCAUGAACGGUCUGGCUGGUCCCCUGCACGGCCUGGCCAACCAGGAGGUGCUCGUCUGGCUGCGCAAGCUCCAGAAGGAGGCUGGCAACAAUCCAUCGGAGGAGCAGCUGAAGGAUUACAUCUGGAAGACUCUCAAGUCCGGACAGGUUGUGCCCGGCUAUGGACAUGCCGUGCUCCGCAAGACCGAUCCCCGCUACACCUGCCAGCGCGAGUUCGCCCUGAAGCAUCUGCCCGAGGAUGAGCUGUUCCAGCUGGUGUCCAAGAUCUACAAGGUGGUGCCCCCAAUCCUGACCGAGACCGGCAAGGUGAAGAAUCCCUGGCCCAAUGUAGAUGCUCACUCCGGUGUCCUGCUGCAGUACUACGGCAUGAAGGAGAUGAACUACUACACCGUUCUGUUUGGCGUCUCGCGUGCCCUUGGCGUGCUCGCUUCCCUCGUCUGGGAUCGCGCCCUUGGACUGCCCAUCGAGCGCCCCAAGUCAUUCUCCACCGAUCUUCUGGUCAAGAUGGUCCAGAAGUAAGAUGGACGUCGACGAAGGUGGCGAUGGUGGGAGGGGGGGUGAAGUGGAGAGAUUGGAGGGAAGUUUAAGACGCAGGUGCGGUCGCAGAAGACGAAUUUCGUUGUUCGGGCAGUAGCCAAGUAAUACACGAGACGAGAGUGAGGGAAAAGAGAAAUGAAACGACGAUUGAAUGUGGAGUAGAAACAACAACCAAAUACGAACCAACAGCUAAACAACAACAAAACUGCUAAGAAAAACAAAAACAAAAACAACAGAGAAAGAGCAACCACAAAAAACAACAAUAAGCUGGAAAUAAGGCAGAAAACUUAUUUUUAAAUUAGUAAAAUAAUUAAAACACUCAACAAAAAUAAGAAACACUUAACUAAUUUUAUAAGUGAUCUAUAUAUAUAUACAUGCGUAUAUAUAGGCAGAUGUGUGUGCGUAUAUACAUAUAUAUAUAUCUAUAUAUAUAGACGGAGAGAAAAUUGUUUGCGCAUUAACCCAAAACCAGACACGCCCCCGCGCACACGCGCCCUCUUUCUUUACCCUUUCCUGGCCUUUUGUUUUUAGUUUUGUUACUUAACAAAUUAUGAUUGACGAUUAUGUGUGCUGCGCAAUUGUUGCGCAAUUUUCUCCCACACUCACCUAAAUCCUCCGCCCAGCACCAGCACCAGCACCUCCACCUCCAAUAACCCCAGCCCACCCAUCCGCCUGCCUGAAAACCAAACCACAAAAAAUUACUAACUUGAUAACAUGUUAUUUUUAAUUUAAAUAUAAUUUAUUAUGCAGAAAUACAAUACAAAAACAAGUGUAAAGCGGAAGACCCAAACAACAAAAAGGUCUACGACGAAAAAAACUCAAUAAAAAAACAGAACAAUAAAUAAUAUAGAGUAUA